This is a messenger RNA of Aspergillus thermomutatus, 924 nucleotides long. RefSeq lists its product as uncharacterized. The transcript has a single exon. The coding region runs from base 1 to 924 and encodes 307 amino acids. NCBI's taxonomy places the organism in Eukaryota, Fungi, Ascomycota, Eurotiomycetes, Eurotiales, Aspergillaceae. The record is from RefSeq and is a predicted model, not a curated record.
AUGACACUCUCCACUCCGGGUGCCAGAAGCCUCCUCAAAAGUCAAAUAUAUCAAUUACCAAGCACCACCAGCUGGACCCUGUCAAAAACAUUCUCAUUCCCCACUCUGCAGCUCAUCCAGAACAUCCACCGCCCAUCACUUCGCAACGCCACACCACAAGCAUGCAUGAAGAAAAAGCUUCAAUUCCCUGCUAUAUUGCUAUCAUCAUCAUCACCAGCCAGGAAUCUUGACUCUAAACGUACUCCAUCCAUCCCCUUCAACCAUAAUGAAGCCGAUGUAAUCGAGAAGAACAUGCUUGAUGAUGGCUUCCGGACAUGGGGCCUUGUCAUCUAUAGAUGCACCUACAAGAGCGACUCUGACUGGGAGGAGUUUAUGCGUCGUUUUCUCUAUCAUGUUAGAGAAACAUUCAACUAUUACGACGGCCUUGAUAUGCUUGAUUCAUUCAUGCCUACUGUUAUGGACGACAAGACGCGGUUUGAUGGUGUGACUCCAUCUAUUGUGCGUGAUUAUUUCAACCAAUGGGCGCGUACUGCGUGUGAAACUGAGCAAGGGGUUCCAUUUCAUCGUGCCCAGUGGGCGAAUACAGCACGGUAUAGAUUCUGUAUCAUGGUUGAUGAGGAGGCGUUGCAGUCUGUUCUGGACAUUCCACUUGAGGAUGUGGAUGAUUAUAAUAACACUGGCUUUGUGAUUCUGGUUAAUGGCAGGUGGGAGCCAGAGCUCCUAAGUGAAGAGGAAUUAGAGGGUUAUACCAGUCCGCCGCCAGAGAAUAAUUUUGAGCCAGUGCAGGGGUGCACGCUGGAAGAUGUGGGCUGGAUGAAGGUGUGCUAUGAUCGGGCUCAGAUAGUGGCCUCUGCUUUUAUGCGCGAUGGCCUUGACUGGGAGGCGCAGUAUAGGCGUCCUCCUGAGAUUACUUUCAACUUCUGA